Messenger RNA from Pseudomassariella vexata, 456 nucleotides. RefSeq lists its product as uncharacterized. The record is from RefSeq and is a predicted model, not a curated record. The coding region runs from base 1 to 456 and encodes 151 amino acids. NCBI's taxonomy places the organism in Eukaryota, Fungi, Ascomycota, Sordariomycetes, Amphisphaeriales, Pseudomassariaceae. The transcript is spliced from 2 exons.
AUGACCGUCAUAAUCCACCCCAUAGGCCUCUAUAGCAUGCAGUGUGCGACCAGUCAGACGAGCGAACAUGGUUCCGCGUGUUGUCUCCGUGUUGGCUACCAGGUGAACCCCUUUCUGGGCGCCAACGGCGAGAAUUGCGAUAUGCAGUUCUGGGCCAACUACUGGUACUGCGUCAACACGGGCAAAGCCGGCGUCGUGACAGAGACGAGGACAACCAUGACAAUCAUGACGUCGACUGACCAGACUGUCGAGACUAUCGUUUUGGUGGAUACUAGUAGGUCCGGUGAUGCUGCGGUACUGGGUAUUAUCCCGUCUCCAAUAACAAAUAUAACAAUUCCUAAGGCAACUGCGUCCCUAGAUCUGAUAUCGACCGCUGGAGCUUCUGGAACUACUGCUCUGCAAGUUGCGAUGUAUCUCGGCUUUGCCUACAAGGCUACCUACCGCGCGCUGAACUAG